UUUUAUAGAAUAAACACAAUUUAUUCAUAUUAAUUUCUUUGUGAUUGUGUUAGCACGGUUUAGUGCUAAACUGCUCAUUGCUUAAUACGAUCAUCUCGCAAUUCAAAAAACCCCUUUAAACUGAAGAAACUUCUCAUAGAAGAAUGAAAACUAAAGCACUCGCCGUGCGUCGCCCCGAUAAACCUUACCGGCCGUCGUCGUCAACCACCACCUCCACCGUAAGGGCUCUUCCUCCUCCCAUUACGGAUCAUAAUCUUAAUGCAUUAGGAGAAGAUAGUCAGAAAAUUAUGGAUGUAGAAAUAUCAAGUGACAGUGACGGUGGAGAAAAUAUUAUGGAUGGUGGUUCUAGUGAUGUUGAUCUUAUAUACACGUGUUUAAAAUGCCGUAACGGCGGAAAUUUGCUUAAUUGCUGUGGCGAUGGCUGUGCUGUUUGUCUUCAUGGUAGUUGUAUUCCCUGCGGCCCUAGCUACGAUGAAAAUGGAAAGUUUUAUUGCCCUCAUUGUUGGUAUAGAACUCAUCGAGCUACGGUCGAUGAGUGGAAGAAGAAGGCUUUGACUGCUAAGGAUUAUUUGGUCAAGUUUAUAGAUUUUAACCCUGUUUAUGUAGAGAAGCUAAAUGAUGGGAAAGGGCAUGGGGGUGAUUCAAAAGUUGUACCAGUUAUGGAGGGGGAAAAUGAAUGCUCUGAGCAUUUGGACAGGACUGAUGUUGAUGGUGAUGUGGGGAAAAAGAUCGGGGAAGUGAAGAAAGACCAUCGAAAUGAUAAGAAUUUGAAGAUAUCUGAUGAUGAUCGAAGUAGAGAAUUAACUGAACAUAAAACAAUAUCUGGAACUUAUGAGUUUGAAGAUUUAGAUGAUGAAGUGAUGGAGCAAGAAGGCCAGGAUAAUGAACAAGUUGCUGAUGAAGUUAGGAUUCUUGGAGGAGAAGAAAAAGCACUUGCAGAUGGCCACCAGGCAGAAGAAGAUACCAUUCAUGAUGGUCCACUUCAUGGAUUAGUAGGAGAGUUAGAAUCUAAAUCUUUAAACGUAUCUAGAGGAAACCAGGUGAGGGAGGAUAAUGAAGAAGGAAUGCAUGCGGAUGCACCUGCAGCCAAUAAUAUGACUGCUGCAGUGAAGCAGGAAACUAACAACAAUGAAAUUCGACAAAAUAAAUCACCAGUUCAUUCACAAUGCACCUCGGCAAAAGAUGAUAGGGACCGGAUGGAGGAAUCAAUUUCAUUGCAGAAGUCUAGACAGUUGAAAGAUUCUGAUAAGAUGCUUAUGUUUGUACCAUCUCCAAAGCGUAAAAGAAUGAAAUGGACACCAGAAGAGGAAGACAUGCUAAAGGAAGGUGUGCAUAAAUUUUCAUCUAAAGUUAAUAAAAAUCUUCCUUGGCGGAAAAUUUUGGACUUUGGUCGUCAUAUGUUUCAUGAAACACGAACACCUUCUGAUCUCAAAGAUAAGUGGAGGAACAUGGGGGCGAAGAGUGGUUAGCAAGUUUGGUACGUUCUCUUGAUUCUUAGGACCAAAGAGGAAGAAGGUGAAUCACCGACAGUUUAACAUGCAUUACAUUCCUAUGUAGGCAUUAGACACUAAUUGAACCUGCAAAACCUUUUUGUUUUGUUUUUUUGCUGAUCCCCUUUCUCCUUAGAACAAGAGAACAUAGGUGAAAUGUUCUGAAACAUCAGUACAUACCUUUUUGAUUAUUUUUGCUGAUGCCCUUCCACUGCUCUCUUUCUUUUUGUCCAAAUGUGCCUAUAUGCUCAUAGGUGUGCUCUUUUUGCUUAGAUGUAUGUAGAAUACAUAGCUGGUGUUAAUAUUAUGUUGAUAAUCUAAUGUUUUCUU
This is a messenger RNA of Mercurialis annua (annual mercury), 1820 nucleotides long. RefSeq lists its product as uncharacterized. The coding region runs from base 144 to 1469 and encodes 441 amino acids. The record is from RefSeq and is a predicted model, not a curated record. NCBI's taxonomy places the organism in Eukaryota, Viridiplantae, Streptophyta, Magnoliopsida, Malpighiales, Euphorbiaceae. The transcript is spliced from 4 exons.